Messenger RNA from Lichtheimia ornata, 873 nucleotides. RefSeq lists its product as uncharacterized. Lineage: Eukaryota; Fungi; Mucoromycota; Mucoromycetes; Mucorales; Lichtheimiaceae. The record is from RefSeq and is a predicted model, not a curated record. Bases 1 to 873 code for a protein of 290 amino acids. The transcript is spliced from 4 exons.
AUGUACUCGCCCGAUAACCAGGAAAUUAUCUCUGAGGUGAUCGCCGUUGCAUGUGUUACCAUCAUUUCACUGCUCUUUGGUCGCAAGGCUGCCGGCAUUGAACGCCCUGUUUGUUACAUCCGGGCUUUGCUUCUCGCCCUUUACGGUGCCACUUGGGUAUUCAACAUUAUCGCAUGUAUGGCCACCAGCACAAACAACGGCAACUACAUCUCGUGCUCUCUUUCUCUUUACAACUCCAUUGUGGUAUACUGCCUUGCCAAAGUCCUCCUUUAUCUCUACUUUAUUGAAAAGAUUUAUAUCACUUCAGUUCCCAAAGCAGCACGUUUCCGCUCAUCUCUAUAUCUCGUUGGCAUUGGUCUCGUCGUACCAUACAUUGGCCUUGUUGCUUUGAUGGUCGUUUAUCGAGUGGCCCUUGUCAAUGAAGAAUACCCAUUCCAUUGCUUGAUUGGCAUGGAACUCCCCGCAUCUGCUGCUGGUCUUGCCUAUGAUGUUAUUGUCAGCUUGGUCUUUUCAGGCAUCUUUAUCAAAUAUGGCUACUUCCCCAACACAGCCCAACAGACAGCUCAUCAAGCCUCUUCUCUUCGCAUCAUCGCUCGACGAAGUUUGGUGGCCACUUUGGUGGCAUUGGUCACAGCAGCUAUCCAUUAUUGCGUACUUAUUUUCAUGGGUGGUCAACAACGUGGUUUGAUCGCAUCAACGAUUGCUGCUCUCGAUCUCACCAUCGUUAUCGUCGUUGUUCACUGGGUCGCUACCCAUCCCUCUGAAAUGCAAUGCACUCUCAAGAGCUUGCAAAAGAAUGGCGGUGAUAAGCCCAUGAAGCUGGAAAUCAAGCAGCAUCAAGAAGUCGUUGUGCUUUCCGAAAUGGCGCCUUAA